UUGUUUUCGUUCUUCUCGGGAGUAUUCGGCUGCAGAUCCUUCUCUUUCUUCCAGGAUUUGAACCACGUGUUCGGACUUCUUUCCGACCUCAAAAGCAAAUAAACGUUUGCGGAAGGUAUAAAGGAGCCUCCCUCCCCCUGGUCCCAAGGCCAUGCAGCAAGGUGUCUAACAUUGUAAAGCGCCGCCCAUGUGAGAAGAGAAUCCUAGAAGAAACGAGGAGACACUUCAGAGGUGCGAAGAGUUUCCCACGGAGCCAUGGCCUCCACCAGAGAGGAGGUCGAGGAUGAAAGACUGCAACACCUUAAACAAGAGGACUGUGAAUGGGGCACACCGGAGGAUGUGUGUGUGAAACGGGAGGAUUGCGAAGGACAAAUUUCAGAUUUUAAAGAGGAAGAGUCCAAGGGGGAGUGCGUUGAGAUGAAAGUCGAGGAGUUAGAAGGCUUGUCCCUUGGUCUAGAACAGCAAAAGCACGAAAGGGGGAACAUUUUCAAGUUAGAUAUUUGCAAAGAAUCUCAUUCCGGUUUACAGCCCUGGUCCAGUAAUUCAGGACAACUGGCUCACCAGCAGAACCCUAUGGAGCUGAAAUCUGAGAUUUCGGAGUCUGAAGAGAAACUGAUUAAAGGAAACCGGAGAGAAGAAGAAGAAGAAGAGCAAAAGUCAUCGGAGAGUGUUGGAAUAAAUUUCCAGGAGAAUGGCAGCCUCUCCCCAACUUCAUUUCCUGAGACAUCUCUUCAGUGCAGACUGAAGAACAAACAGGACAAGGGGAAGAUGAAGAAAUCAACAAGAGGAUCGGAGCGUUUGAUAGCAGCCUCUUUCCAGUAUAGUUCUCUUACUGGUGAAACACUAACAAAAACAGAAGCCAUCCACCCUGAUGAACAAACAGUGCAUAAUACUGAUCUAGAGGCCCUGUAUGCCAGUGGAAAAUGUGGAAAAACAUCUAAGAACAAACCGGACUGUAAAGAUAAGUCAGUUCAUACAAGUCAGAAGCCAUAUGCUUGUUCUGAAUGUGGCAAAUUAUUUCUGCAUAUAAACAGCCUAUACAGGCAUAAAAGAAUUCACAAUGAGGAAACCCCCCCUUGCUGUCCAGAGUGUGGCAAGAAAUUCCGCCGUAACAAUGCUCUUCAGUGGCACUUAUGUCUUCACAGUGGAGAGAAGCCAUAUAGCUGUGUCGAAUGUGGUAAAAGGUUUUCUCAUAAAAGGAGUCUUCAAAAUCAUACAAAAAUUCACACUGGAGACAAGCCUUACUGCUGUUCUGAAUGCGGCAAAGGAUUCUCACUUUUAGGUAACUUUCAUAACCACUUAAGAAUUCACAGUGGAGAGAAGCCUUAUUGUUGUAGUGAAUGUGGCAAACGAUUCACACAAAGAAGCACCCUACGGAGGCACAUCAGAAUUCACACUGGAGAGAAACCUCACUGUUGUUCAGAAUGUGGCAAACGAUUCUCACAAAUAAGCAGUCUUCAGAGGCACAGACGAAUUCACACCGGAGAGAAGCCGUAUAGCUGUACGGAAUGUGGCAAACAAUUCUCUAACAGUAGCCAUCUUCAGAGGCACACACAAAUUCACACUGGAGAAAAGCCAUAAAACUGUUUGGGAUGUAGCAAAGGAUUCUCUCACCAUGGCUGUUUUCAGGAGCACACACAAAUGUUUGUAGAGGAGAGAAGCUGAAUAUGGUAAAUGAUUUUCCACUUGGAAUUAGCUGGCAACUAUAGACCUCACAUAAACCUGUACAUUGUGGAGUCAACUCACCGCAGCAAACGCCUGACUUUUGCACAGACCUUUUGAAUUAAUUCUCCGAUUACCAGAUGCAUUUCCAUUUUGUGUUAUUAUAGACCAGUAACGGCGUACUGCAUGAUAAUGUGCAGUGAAUCCACUUGACUUGAGCAUUCCUAGUUUUCAUCCUCUUUCUCUGAACGUUUAUCAUUCAUUUGCUCAGAGGUUGAUACGCUUGCUCCUUCCUGAGCAGCUCUUCUUUUUUCCACCCUAGCGGCCCGCUUCUCUUCUUUCGUCGGCAUCUUUUUGCGUUAAAACUAAUUAAGUCCGUAUUUGUGUUGCAAUUACUUAGUACGUUUUCCUUAAUAUUUUUCACUUAAGCUGGCACUUAAAUCUUCAAUCUGCCUCAGGAAUAAUUUAAGAUAUGAAGAGAUAGAGGAAGUGAUGGUGAAGGUGGGAAGGAUGAGAACGGCGCCCUUACACAUACGCUGCACGGCUGCUGCCGAGAAUUGAUUCUACUAUAAAAUAAAAAGAAUAAGCGGAACAACCUUGGAGCUCAAUCAUCACCCCUAAAGCAGAUAGUAGAGGUCACGUAGUAUAUGUGUACUAAAUUUCAGGUGAACAGUUCAAACAGUUUGCGAGCUACAGAUGAUUUAAAAUCCUGGACAGACAAAUGGAGAGCCACGGUAGUGUAUUAUAUAUAAAGAUCGAGUGUUACUUGUUGUUCAACUGCUGAAAAGACCACCACUGUCUUUGUUACAUGUUUGUCUACUGUUUAACAAUUAAAUAAAAAUCUAAACUUUUCCAAGAUGCAGAUUUAUUACGGACAAUGUAAAUUUCCUAACUCAUCAGAUCUUCAAGGAAUGGCCAUAUCAUGGAUGGUUCUACAGGGUUGUUGAAAGAAACGUAUCUACAGGAUGAGGACCAGC
Messenger RNA from Erpetoichthys calabaricus (reedfish), 2639 nucleotides. RefSeq names its product zinc finger protein OZF-like. NCBI's taxonomy places the organism in Eukaryota, Metazoa, Chordata, Cladistia, Polypteriformes, Polypteridae. Gene Ontology annotation, cellular component: PcG protein complex; transcription regulator complex. Gene Ontology annotation, biological process: regulation of transcription by RNA polymerase II. Gene Ontology annotation, molecular function: DNA-binding transcription factor activity, RNA polymerase II-specific; RNA polymerase II cis-regulatory region sequence-specific DNA binding. The record is from RefSeq and is a predicted model, not a curated record. Bases 256 to 1581 code for a protein of 441 amino acids. The transcript has 3 exons.